AUGGCCACUUUACUGGCGACGACUUCGAGUCGAGGCUUCAUCACGGUGAAGCUUCUCACGGCGCUGCUGGCGGCGACUCUUCUGCUGCCGUCAACCAAUGCAGCGGCGUACCCUAACUGUCCGCUGACCGGCAAACCACCGACGAAGCCAACAGUGCCCCCCACGCGGUGUGUGGGAGCAUCUAACUUGACGUGCUGCUCCGCGUGCUCCGACAUUAACUUCGCCGUUCAGGCGCUCGCCGUUAACGUUACCGCCGCCGUGGAAGCCGCUGCGCAGGGGCUCAUCGAUGUCUCCACCGUGCCGAAUAGCAUCUGUCCUAUCAUGAAGGGUAAUGAGAUGUGUGAGCGACUCAUCGAACAACUCGCCUGCGCCGUGCAGUGCAACCCUGACUCGGGCAACUACCUCACGGGCAAGCCCGGCAAGUACAUGCUGCAGAUCUGCACGGACCACGGGCAGGCCAUCUACGACGCGUGCUCCUCGCUUGAAGUGGCGGGAAUCGUGGUGGCCGACUUUUUUACCACGCCGGAUGACAUCAUCCAGCAGCUGCUCGUGCCGCUCGUCGCGCAGCAGAUCCCCGGCUUCAACGCCACCGUCGCUAAAACCGCAUGCUACUCCGGUCCCACAUUGGUCCCAGUCACCCCUCUCUGCUGCGACCCGCUCACCAUCCCCGCCACCUGCCCGCCCGGUGCGGUCAACAUGACGGCCGCCAAGAACGUGUCGGGGCGCCCCCUCGACCCGGCAAUCUGCGCUGACUUCCCCUACUCCAACGCCACCAUGCCCUUCCCCCCCAAUGCCAGCCCGCCAACCCCCUCCGCCCCUGCUCCUUCGCCUCCCGCUCCUGCUCCCUCACCCCCCGCCCCUGCUCCUUCUCCUCCCGCUCCUGCUCCUUCACCCCCCGCCCCUGCGCCAGCCCCCACCAUCGCUCCUUCCCCCCCAAGCACCGUGUCUCCGUUUCCCCCCUCUGCAUCUCCUCCUCCGCCUGUUCCCACCCCCCCUCCUCCUCCCCCCAAUGCUGCUGGGGUUGGCGGAGCGUCUCUGGCUGUUGCCGUUCUGCCAUUGCUGGCGGCGUAUCCCCCCAUGUGCCCCUUCUUACCCAUAUUUCAUCCUGCUCCCACUCGCCCUCCCGCGCGCUCCAGGGUGGUGAAGAGGGUGAGUGUGCGGGAAGGGGUGAAUUGGGAUCAGUUCACGCAUCGUCACUCCCAUACACCAUAUUCCCCUUCUAGUCUUACCAUGUACCAUCUUCCCUUCUAUGUUUACCGUGUACCAUAUUCCCCUUCUCCCUGUCCAAACCACACCUUUCAACCCACCCCUCCUUCCUCCCCACUUUCCACUCCCCCUCCUUCCUCCCCUUUCGCUCUUCCCCUCUUCCCCCUCCCUCCCCCCCCCUUUCCCCUCCCUUUCCCCCGCCCCUCCCCCUUCCCCCAGGUGCACUGUGCGCAGUAUCUGGCGCAGGUCUGCCAGGGCGCGCUGCCCUCGGCUGCCAUGCGCCGCAUUGGCUUCCCCUGGUCGCCCACCCUCGUUAGACGAACUCUCGCCGAGCUGCUUUUUCUCUCCCCUCCCAUCUCCACUCCUUCCUCGUUUCCCGUUCUCUCCUCCCCACCUCUUUUCCUCCUCGAUUUCUACCUCUCCCUCUCUCCUCCCUCCCUCCCUCCUGCCCUUCUCCCCUCCGCCUUCCCCCAGGUGGCAGGGAUGUUGGACGCGGCACAGCUCGCGCUGGAGCAUGGGCCUGUAUGCAGCACGGCAGGAGGUAUGCUGCACAGGAGGAGAGGGGGGAUGGAGAGGGGAAGGGGGGGGGGGGAGGAAGGGGUUUGGUAA
Molecule: messenger RNA, 1815 nt
Organism: Closterium sp. NIES-65
Lineage: Eukaryota; Viridiplantae; Streptophyta; Zygnematophyceae; Desmidiales; Closteriaceae
Source: the annotation of a GenBank genome assembly